Pristis pectinata (smalltooth sawfish) is the source of this 2790-nucleotide messenger RNA. RefSeq names its product zinc finger DHHC-type palmitoyltransferase 13 (gene zdhhc13). Gene Ontology annotation, molecular function: palmitoyltransferase activity; protein binding. Bases 27 to 1964 code for a protein of 645 amino acids. Gene Ontology annotation, biological process: protein palmitoylation. NCBI's taxonomy places the organism in Eukaryota, Metazoa, Chordata, Chondrichthyes, Rhinopristiformes, Pristidae. Gene Ontology annotation, cellular component: Golgi membrane. The record is from RefSeq and is a predicted model, not a curated record. The transcript is spliced from 17 exons.
CACCGCACGCACCGCACGCACCGCGGAUGGCAACGGGUGGCCGGUGCGGUGUGGCGUCGGAGAGGAAGUCGGAGGGACUGGCGAUGGAGGAGUGGUCGGAGAGCGGCCGUGAGUGUCAAGUCAAUUGUCCUCAUGGGUAUCAUGGAACUCAAAAACAUCAGGAACAGUAUAACAAUUCAAGUCAAGGCAUGAGCCCCGAUAAACAUCGCAGUGAUCUUGCCUUCAUGGAAGAUUAUAGUAACUGGGAUAUCGUAAGAGCCACACAAUAUGGAAUAAUCGACAGAUGUAAAGAGCUGAUUGAAGCUGGUUAUGAUGUCCGACAGCCUGAUAAAGAAAAUGUGACCUUGCUUCACUGGGCAGCCAUCAAUAACCGAACAGAGCUUGUGAAAUACUAUAUUUCGAAAGGUGCGAUUGUGGAUCAGCUGGGUGGAGAUUUAAAUUCAACUGCUCUUCACUGGGCAACCAGACAAGGCCACUUGUCUAUGGUGGUGCUGCUGAUGAAGUAUGGAGCAGAUCCCUCCUUAGUCGAUAGGGAAGGAUUCACUUGUCUUCAUCUUGCAGUUCAAUUCCAGCAAAUGUCAAUCAUUGCUUACCUUGUAGCGAAAGGCCAGGAUGUAGAUGCUGCUGAUGUGAAUGGACAAACACCGUUAAUGCUUGCAACUUCCAAAAUAAUAGGGCCUGAGCCUACCAGAUUUCUCAUAAAAUUAAAUGCUUCAAUAAAUGCUGUUGACAAAUUGCACAAGAACACACCUCUGCACUGGGCAGUGCUAUCAGGAAAUGUAGCAGCACUGAACGUACUGUUAGUUGCUGGUGCAAACGUUGAAGUUAAAAAUGCAAUGGGUGAAACUCCUCUGGAGCUGGCCCAACAGCACAGAAAUCCUUGGAUAAUCCGUUGUUUGAUUGACGCAAAUGUUCAUAGAAGUAGAAGUCAUUUUAUGCUGAAGUUUCUCAAGAGUUUUGAAAAAUACAAGCUUCUCCUGUUGUUUUUGAUGGCAGUGGGAGUGAUCUGGGUGACAGGCUACAUAGCAGACUUGGAAUCUGACUCCUGGCUUCUGAAAGGCAUAUUGUUUGUUUCCACUUGGCUCAUAAUACAGCUUGUAAUAAGGCGUUUUGUGAGUAUGCAGACAUUUGGAUACAUUCCUUUGGCGUUUUUAUCAGCAUCACUUUUUUGGAUGAUUAUGACAUGGUUUAUCCGCUUCUUGCCUGAUUUGCCCGAUUCAAAAUUUCAGAUUCCCUUUGUUCUCAGCAUAACAGGUUGCAUCUAUUACUUCUAUAAAACCUGGACAGUAGGCCCUGGAUACAUCAAGGCUUCAGAGGAAGAGAAGAAAAAGACUGUUGUAGCACUUGCAGAGGCUGAUUGCUUAGACCCAAGGAUCUUCUGCACUUUGUGUCUUGUCCGCAAACCUCUCCGAUCUAAGCACUGUCCCAUUUGUGACUGUUGUGUAGCCAAGUAUGAUCAUCACUGUGUAUGGAUUGCAAGUUGUAUUGGUGCUUGGAAUCAGCGAUAUUUUGUUAGUUUCCUGUUUUUCGUGUUCACGUUGGUUCUGUGGAUGAGCUAUGGAGCGAUUGUGUACUGGUCCGUACAUUGUGUAACCAGCUAUGAGAAAGAUGGAUUGUGGGUACUCCUGACCCAAAUUAUUUCAUGUUCUCCAUGGAUAGUUUGGAUUUUUCUGCUUGUGAUAUUCCAUUCCUCAUGGGUCACGUUUCUGCUAUUAAAUCAGGUCUAUCAGAUUUUGUAUUUGGGUCUAACGACCAAUGAACGGCUCAAUCUGAUCAAACGUGCACAUUCUGGUCGUCUUCUUGGAAUUCAGCAAAAUCCAUUCAAUCGCGGCUGUUUCCAGAAUCUAGUGGACUUCUUCCAGUGCCGCUGUUUUGGUCUGCUCAAACCAAGCAAAAUUGACUGGAGUCAACAGUACACCAUGGGCUUUGAGCAGCCAAGAACAACUGAGUUUCAGUUUGUAUGAGAAGUGUGUGGGGGGGAAAAAUUGUAAUGAUUUGUAUGUAUAGACUUCUUGUUUGAUGGAAGGGCAGGCAAAUGUUUCUUAUCAGUUGUAUAAUUCAUGUGCAUCUCAGGUAAUAUGUGAUUUCAAUAAUUUAAAUUGUGAUUUUGUUUUAAUGGUGUGAGUCGUGCUCAACUUUAAGUCAUGGGGUACAAGUCCAAAGAAAUACUAUUUUGGGGGCAAAAUAUUAGUCAAAUAUUUGUGAAAUAAGAUUAAAAUUAAAUUGAUACUAUAAAUUAUAUAAAAUUGUACACUUUUUAACAAAAUAUUUUUGCAAUGAUUGUUUCUUGUUAAGAGACAGAAUGACUGCCUUAAUUUCAAAAAUUCAGCUUCAUAUGAGUUAGCCCUGAAUUCAUCCGAUCUUUUCAUCAUAUUCCCUCGUCUCUGACUGUACCAAAAAUCAGUCUGUUUUGGCUGUAUGGGAGUAUUUAUUGUAACAAAAAUUGGGGAAAAAUAUAUUUCUUUUAAUGUUCCCUUGUCUUUAUCCAGAUUUUCAGUCAUGUGCAGCAAGUAAACCUCUAAUAAAAUAUAGCAGAUGCUGGAAAUCUGAAAUAAAAAACCAAUGUGUUCAAAGUCAGACAGUUUCUGAGAAGAGAAAGAAGUUCAUGUUAAAGACCCGUGUCCUAAUAUGAAAAAACUCAUUGACCUGAAACAUUAACUUUUUCUGUGUCUAUUGCUGAUAGAUGGAUCUUUAAUCUAAAGGCCCAUGUGAAAAAUGCUGACAACCCAUAACAAACUAACUCAUCUGAAAACUUGUAGGCAUUUACAUCAUAAAGUUACUUGUACAGUA